AUGACCAAAGCCACACAAACAGCAGUCGCAAUUUUCUUUUAUUCAGCAGUAUUAGUUGCACUUUAUACUGGAGUUCUUCCCUCUUCCACAAAAAUCCAACAGGAAAUUAUUCCUUAUGUUCCCUUUUGGUCCCUUGUUGCAUUUGGAGCAUAUGCAUUGGGUACUUUAGGUUAUGAUUUGGUUUCCUUUAAUGAUAAGCCUGAAAAGUAUAGAGAAUUGUUGACUCAAAUCGAUGAAGCAAAGGCGUUCUACAAGGUCAAGGGUCUUGAUUUGGAUUGA
Molecule: messenger RNA, 279 nt
Organism: Lizanozyma spartinae
Lineage: Eukaryota; Fungi; Ascomycota; Pichiomycetes; Serinales; Debaryomycetaceae
Gene: DPM3
Product: Dpm3p
Exons: 1
Coding region: 1-279 (92 amino acids)
Biological process (GO): GPI anchor biosynthetic process
Cellular component (GO): dolichol-phosphate-mannose synthase complex; endoplasmic reticulum membrane
Source: RefSeq, a predicted model, not a curated record